ACACACACGCACGCACGCACGCACAGUAUUCAAACAACAUGAGUAACUAUGUAGCCAAGCUCGCGCUUGGUAAAGCAGCAGACCACAUACAGAGCAAACCAUCCAUCGUGGAAAGAGAUGUUGAGAUACAAGCAGCCAUCGAAGCCGUGUCGGCAACAAGCAAAAAGCACUGGUGGCGUAAGCGGCCCCAGGCCGAUAUCAUCCUAAGCGCACACGACCGUCAAGUUCUGCGUAAAGUCAAAUCGCGUGCAUGGUACCUUGACCGCGGAUUUCAGUGUUGCUGCUUUACUGUGGGUCUCGAUGGUAUUAUCGGACUUAUUCCGGUUGUUGGCGAUGUCAUUACCCUAUUUUUGGCGCUGAACCUGGUGCGAGUGGCCGCGCGAGCCAAUCUUCCAAACUAUAUCAUUUUCAAGAUGCUCAUGAACGUAUUCAUUGAUUUUGCACUUGGAUUGACGCCGGUGGCAGGUGAUAUUUUGGACAUUCUCUACAAAGCGAACUGGAGGAAUGCACUUAUUCUGGAAGAAUAUCUCUUCAUCCGUCGACGUGACGAGCUACGAGAAGAAAGGUCUGCUGGAGGAAAUUAUGGAGGCACAGGGCUUGGAGGGGCAGCGGCUAUCACGGCAGGGUCAUCAUCUGCAGCCAAGAAGAACAACAACAACAACGAUGAAAAUGGUCAUACCCACAACAAGGAUAAAAAAGGCAGCAGCAACAACAACAACGGCAGCAACCAGCAGUCAAAUAAGAAUACAAAGGGAAAGGUGCACCAAUAUUUGGUACAUCAAACAUUACAAAACCCCACUAAAUUAGCGGGCGCUACGUCAACAACACGAAGUGGGCCACGUGAAUAUGCUACUUUCAUUGCCAUCCCUCAAGAAGCAUGAUUUGCGUGACACAUUUAUAAAGAAUACCCGUUUUUUUUGCUAUCUCGACUAAUUAGCAGUAACUUUAUGCACAAGCAUGUCUGAGAAAUCCCAAAUUGCAGAGAUAAUAGAACGAAGAUCGUUGCUUACCGAACCGUCAUUCCAUAGAGAAUGAUUGCUUUAAUAAUGAUUAUGGUGUAGCAAUACACGUUAGAUACAUAUUAA
Messenger RNA from Zychaea mexicana, 1085 nucleotides. RefSeq lists its product as uncharacterized. NCBI's taxonomy places the organism in Eukaryota, Fungi, Mucoromycota, Mucoromycetes, Mucorales, Lichtheimiaceae. The transcript is spliced from 4 exons. Bases 39 to 881 code for a protein of 280 amino acids. The record is from RefSeq and is a predicted model, not a curated record.